Molecule: messenger RNA, 900 nt
Organism: Paramecium sonneborni
Lineage: Eukaryota; Ciliophora; Oligohymenophorea; Peniculida; Parameciidae
Source: the annotation of a GenBank genome assembly
AUGGAAAGAUGCAAAUUAAAUUUGGCUGAGCAUAUAGCAGAUAAUAAACAAAAGUAAUAACUAUUAUCUCUUAUUGAAAUUAUUGAUAUUUCUAAAUAGAUUGUUAAUGGCUACCAUGAUCUAUAUUCACAUCAUAUAAUUCAUAGAGAUCUUAAACCAGAGAAUUUAUUAAUUGGAAAAGACAAUAAAAUUAAAGUAAUAACGAAAUAAUUCAAAAGAUUUGUGAUUUUGGUUUUGGAAAAAUUGUGAAAUAUGAUAACUAAUUAGUUGCCUAAUCCAUUUUGGGUACUCCUUUGUAUGUCUCACCUUAAGCUUUAAUGACUGGUUAAUAUACAUCUAAAACAGAUGUUUAUAGUGUAAAUUAUAUAUUCAAUAUAGUUUGGAUUGAUAUUGUAUUUUCUUAUUUUUUAGUAAUCUUAUUAUAAAGCUAAGACCUUUGAUUAAUUAAUUUAAAAUAUUAUGGUGUUGGAUAAAGAAUUUUCGAUAGGAGAAUUUAAGAAUUUUGGAAGUUAAGAAAAUAUUACUUUAUUAUAAUAUUUACUAGAUGGAUGCAUUAAAUUUCAUGAAAAAGAUAGAUUUAAUUGGGAUUAAUUAUUUAAUAUUUUUGAUUAAAUCUCUAUACCUUAAAAAAACCGAUCUUAAUCUAAAAGAAUAGUAGAAUUAAGAUCUUAAUCUAAUAAUAGAAAUAUUAGUCAAGAAGAGUAGCUUUAAAUGAAUCCAUAUGAAAAAUUAACAUAACAUAUUUAAAUUUAAAAUUAAAAACCUCCUUUAAAAGAACAUGGAAUGAAAGUUUAAUUGAGGGCUUUAAAACAAAAUUAAAUAAUUGAGAAAGGCAUGUAUUAAAUUCAUCUAUAUAAGAUUAAGUUUAAAGUGGAACUUAAAGUUAAAAUGAUAAAAAUC